GACGUUUCUAGAUUCCCAAAACAUGUUGACACCCGGUUCACCUACAUGACAGAGACGCGCUUAAUCUGCGUUGUCUAGCAGUCUAACCAACAAGAGUUACAGAUCAUCAAGUAAACAUGGAUUACAGGUAGACCAAUCACAGGCUUUCCUUGAGCACCUAUGAUGUCAUCAGCCUGUAAUACGGUAGCAUCUGCAGGUGGAGGAGGAAGUGUUGUCAUGGAGACGUCCAACUUCGCCCAUGUCAUCUUCCAGAAUGUUGGGAAAAGCUUCCUCCCGCAGGCAGCGCUUGAAUGUCAUUACACUCUCACCUCUUUCAUCACCCCACAUCCCAAAGACUGGGUUGGCAUCUUUAAGGUGGGCUGGAGCAGUGCAAGAGACUACUACACAUUCCUCUGGUCUCCCAUGCCUGAAAACUACAUUGAGGGAUCCACGGUUCACCGAACCAUCAUCUUUCAGGGUUACUAUGUUCCCCGUAGUGAUGGUGAGUUUUAUCAGUUCUGCUACGUCACACAUACGGGUGAAAUCAGAGGUGCGAGUACGCCAUUCCAGUUCCGCCCAGCUACACCCACAGGGGAGGAGCUACUGACAGUGGAAGAUGAGGGGAACUCAGACAUACUGGUUGUGACAACAAAGACCGGACUACUUGAGCAGCGUGUAGAGGAAGUUCAGCAGGAAUGCAAAGAGCUUCAGAAAGCACUACGCCUCCUCACACAGGAGAGAGAUCAGCUACAAGAGAGGCAGAGACAACAGAACCAGGAGCUGCAGAAAGGCCUGCAUGAGGAGAAGGAGGAGGCUCAAGCCAGAGUGAGACAGCUUGAGCAGGACCUGCUAGAAAUCACGCAAAAAGCUGUUCUUAAAGAGACCGAACUGGACUGUUUAAGAGACAGGCUGCAGAAGGUGAUUUCUGAGAGGGACAGUCUACAAGCUCAACUGAAGAAUGAGAGAGACGAGAGGGAGCUUUAUAAAUCUCAUGUGCGCAGCGCCGAGCUGGAAAACACUAAACUCAGUGCAGAGCUGCAGAUGCUGAAAGCGGUGGAGCUGAACAGAGAGGUCACCAUCGCACAGUACCAGGAAGAACUACACAGACUACGCUCAGAAAGAGACACACACCCCACUGAUGCUGGUCUCAAAGAGCAGUUGCGUCAAGCUGAGGAGCAGCUCCAGGCCACACGGCAGCAGGCGGCCAUGUUGGGUUCUGAGCUACGUGACGCCUCCGGCGGGCGAGAUCGCACCAUUGCUGAGCUCUACCGUGCCCGUCAGGAGGCUGAAGACCUACGAGCCCGUUUAGCUGAAGCCCAGGAAGAAUGCAGACAUGCUCAGAAUCAACUGGACAGGAUGAGAAGCCAGGGAUCGCAGGAAGUGGGCAGGGCUGGAGUGGGUGUGGUGUCAGAUCUGGAGGCGGAGUUACAAAAGGAGGUUGAGGAACUAAAGCUGCGUCUGAAUAUGGCUGCAGAGCAUUACAAAGAGAAAUACAGAGAGUGCCAACGUUUGCGAAGACAAGUCACCAAACUAACUCAGCAACAGGAGACGCAGCUGGGGGACUCUAACAGGAAUGAUGCCUCUACAGAGACCACACAGGAGUUACAUACUCCAGAUGCAAAGACGCCUCCCACAGAUCAACAUCCUGCUGAGAUCAAACCUGGAGUGCAAAAAGAUGCGGAGAGAUCGAGGGAUGAAAGUAGACCUGGACAGGAGGAGAAGGAAGAGGAAGAGGAGGAAGAUGAUGACGAAGAUGAGGAGGAGGAGGAGGAGGAAGAUUGCAGCGUGUCAGUAGAAGCUGAGCUUGCCUGCAUGGAGGAGAAAUGGAGAGAGCAGUGCACCAUCAAUGAAAAUCUGAAGCUCCUGCUAGCCAAUGAGGAGAAGCAGUUUAAAACUCAGGUGGCAGAGAAGGACAGAGAGGUGUCCGCUCUGAGGGAGAGUCUUGUGGUGGUGACCAGGGAGAAGGAGAGACUGGAAAAGGAGUUGCGGCAGUGUAUGAACAGAGGGGAGACAGCAGCUUUAAAGGUCAGAGAGCCAGUCGUGCUGCGUUACCCACUGCCGUAUCCCCAAGACCCGCCUCCACUUCCACUGGUACCCCAACAGCCUGCUGAACUGCAGUACGGAAACCCCUAUUCAGAGCAAGAGACCCGGGAUGGAGCAGAUGGGGCAUUAUCCCCAGAACAAACCUGCCGGCCCCCUCCCUUGGCUCCACCACCGUGGGGCGGUCCUGUGGUCUGCAGUCAGCCAUCACGCAGUCUCAGCCCCCCUGAUGGUCUGGAGAAUCCCCCUGAAGAGCGGCCUAAUGGAGGUGAUGGUGAGGCCCCUGCAGUCUGUGAUCAUCAGAGCCUGGAAUCUAAUGAGAGCCACACAAGCUUCUGCUUUGACACCAGACCUGACGUUCAUAAGCGGUGUCCCCUUUGUGAGGUGAUCUUCCCACCACACUUUGAGCAAAGCAGUUUCGAACGUCACGUCGAGUCUCACUGGAGAGUGUGUCCCGUCUGCAGCGAGCAGUUUCCUCUAGACUGCCAACAGCAUCUCUACGAAAAGCAUGUGCACACACACUUUGAUGGCAAUGUUCUCAACUUUGACAACUUUGAUUAGAGACGAAAAAAUAUAUAUUUGCUUUUAGUUCAGUAUAAAACGCCUCAGGUGAUUCAGGGGCUUCGGUGUUUUGUUCGAAACACGCUGAUAUUGUCACUUUGUUGUAACCGCUGCACAACACAUGUCAGGAGGACUCGCCAUCAGAAUAUUUGAUUUGCACAUAGACAAGCAUUAAUUCAGAUAUUUAAACUUCUAAGGGACAGAAUACUAUGAAAAUGGUCUUCAGGUGAAAUAGAUAAGAAAAAAAAUGAAAAGCACUUUUUUUUGUUUAAAAUUUUGUGUACUACUGUAAAACUGAGUGUGCUUUAAAAUAAGAGCAGAAAGCUUUAGGAUAUUGUUUAUGAAAAUGAAGAAUAUUUUAAAGGACCAAUGAUGUAUACGUUUAUUCGGCCAAAAAAAAAAAAAAAAGAUGGCCAUAAUUUAUAAAACUAAUCACUAAAAAAGACUAAAACUGUUACCUCAGAGGCAUUGAAGCCUUUCUGCGUGAAACACUGUUCACUAAUACACUAAUUUAAAGGGGCAGUUCACCUACAAAUGAAAAUUGUCAUUUAAUCAACCUUAUGUUGUUCUAAAACCUUAUGAAAUUCUUCUGCGAAAUGUUGUGCUUUUACCACGCACACAUGAACUGCAGCUUUUAAACUUCAAAAAGGACACAAAAAUAAUUUUUAAUUAACUGAAUAUUUUAUGUUAAUUGCUAUCAAAAUGUAUGAGUUAGCUAACUCAGUACUUCCAAGUUCGAAGCAAUUAACAUGCAUGAGUACUACAAACGCAAAAAAAUUGAUGUAACUGAUUACCUCAAAUUUUUUAGUUAGCCCAACUUAUUCGGGUUUACAGUGCUUUCUACAUGGAAAAAUUAUUUAUUUUUCCUUUUAUGACAUAAAGAAGGAGAUUUCGAACCUCGAAACAAUUUCGGAAGUAAGCUGGAUGAGCAGUAUGCUAUGUAUCCCAGUCCUAGCUUAUAUAAAGAAAGGCUGCGGCUUCAGACAGAAUUUUACCUUUUAAAUUAAACCUAUUACUAAUUUUAGGUUGAGCCAAAGAACUGAAUCAUUCAGACCAGUUUUGUGGCUCAAGAAAUUCAUUUCAUUUAUGAAGUUUGAAAGCUCCACUCUCCAUUUAUUCUACUAAUACCUUUUCUCAAUAAUCUAAUGACCUUUAAAAUGUCUUAUUUUACAUGAUAAUGACAAAACAUUUGUUUUUAGGUGAACUAUCCCUUGAAGCUCAGCUAAAACGACAAAAAUACUCAAUCCAAAGAGCCACUGUGCUAUGGCUGUGAAUUUGGCCGCAUCUCUUCAGUGCAUCAUUGGUUCAAACAUCUUGCAUUAAACAACUUACACAUUUAGAUGCAGUUAUCAGUUUCAACAUUCUAUCCAUAACACAUUAUCUGCUUGAAGUCCAUUUAUACAACACUGCUGAUGCUUCACACUUUAAGUGUGCCAGGACGAUUAACUUAAGGUUGCUCUGUGUCUGUGUGUAUCAAGUGUAUGUUUAUUAAUAAAGAAUGCUACAAGCACCAGUUCAUUAAACUGAACGUUUGUCCUCACAUCGAUAAGUCAUUACAUAUCAAUCGUAAUGACAACACUGUAUGGACAAUAAAACAUAGAAACAGGCAA
Molecule: messenger RNA, 4190 nt
Organism: Ctenopharyngodon idella (grass carp)
Lineage: Eukaryota; Metazoa; Chordata; Actinopteri; Cypriniformes; Xenocyprididae
Gene: tax1bp1a
Product: Tax1 (human T-cell leukemia virus type I) binding protein 1a
Exons: 17
Coding region: 160-2580 (806 amino acids)
Source: RefSeq, a predicted model, not a curated record